This is a messenger RNA of Phalaenopsis equestris, 3492 nucleotides long. RefSeq names its product DNA topoisomerase 1 beta-like. Gene Ontology annotation, biological process: DNA replication; DNA topological change; chromosome segregation. The record is from RefSeq and is a predicted model, not a curated record. The coding region runs from base 407 to 3217 and encodes 936 amino acids. Lineage: Eukaryota; Viridiplantae; Streptophyta; Magnoliopsida; Asparagales; Orchidaceae. The transcript is spliced from 16 exons. Gene Ontology annotation, molecular function: DNA binding; DNA topoisomerase type I (single strand cut, ATP-independent) activity. Gene Ontology annotation, cellular component: nucleolus; chromosome.
UACCUCGUCUCCUGCCCGCAAACCUCGCCUACCUUCCUAUUUGUUUCACCUUCACCGGUUUCGCUCGAAACCAUCAUCGUCUACCUUCGACUUCAUCUUCCUCUCGCCUCCGAAACGCUCGCGGUACAGUCGCGGCUGGAGCUACCUGGGAACAACGACGGGAUCGCGGCGUACAAAGAUCUGUGAAACUCCUGCCCCUUUCCACUCCGCUCCUUGCCGACUAACCCUCGUCGUUCUCUUCCUUCCUCCCUCCCCCCUUCGCGUGCUUCAGCCCCGCUAAAUCUUGUUAAUCCGCCUACCAACGGGAUUUACUAAAUCCGGAAUUUAAGGCUAAACGGAGGAGAAACGGGAUCUGAAUUCAGAGUAUUAUCACUUAAAAUAGUCUGACAGAUAUUGAAGAGGAAUUAUGGCGGUUCAUGGUUGCAUUAACCAAGUUUUUUCGGACAAUGGAGAAGAUGACGAUGGACCUACAAUUUUUAGGAGGGCUAAUCCAUCAUCCAAUCAAAAUCAGUUAAAUUCCUCUUCUCGGAAGUUAUUAUCUCAAAGUAGUGAUGGGUCUAUUGCAGAACGCACAUCCAGCAUUUUGCAUGCUUCCAAGGAUAAGAGUUUACGGAUGAAGAAAGAUAGCCCUGCACCUUCUUCCAAAAUUUCAGCUGAAAAGCCCAAGUCUGUAAGCUCAAAUGCUUCUGCUUUUGUUCAUGGCAAUGCCAAAGGCUCAGCGGGUCAGAAUUUGGUUUCUAGAGACCAGAUGAAGGCGUCCCAUUCUGGCAAGUCUUUUUUGGCUGAGAAUUCUGAUGACUCCGACGAUGAAAAGCCUUUAAGCUUUAGACUUAGUUCAUCUUCAAAGGGAAAUAAAUCCACGGCUGUUCUAAAGGCACCGAAGCAGUCAAUGGCCGGUGGGUUAACAAAUAAAUCUUCUGUCCAAACCACAUCAGAUAGAAUAAAUGGAAAAGCAAGAAGUUCUGAUGGUUCUGAUGAUGAUGAUAAUGUUCCCUUAAGUGCUAAAUUUAAUUCUGCUUCUUUAGCACCUCAGAGAAGCAAUUCCUUGCUAGCUGCAAAAGUAAGCAUCAAGGAAUCUGCUACUGAUUCAGAAGAUGAAAAACCGUUGCUUUUCAGACUUCAAGCAAAGAUCGACGGUGCUGCAUCUAUUAAAUUAAACUCCAAUGAGAAAACUUUAUCUUCAAAAAUUAUGGCAAAUGGGUAUAUUAAGAAAGAAUCAAUUGAUGGCUUGAAACACUCAAAAGGCUCAAGGAAAAGGCCUAUUGAUGACACUAAUAACUCGAAUGAGUCCUCUGUUAAGAGAGCAAAACUUCUAGAUAGCUCAGCUUCCAUUAAAUUUAAACAGGAAGUACUAGUUAAGAAAGAGCAGAAGAUUGAUGACGACCAUAUACCAAUUUCCCAGAGAUUUAAAAAGACAGUUUCUUCUGGAAGUCCAGUAUCUGUGAAGAAAGAAAUUAAAAAAAUGACGUCUUUUAAGAAGGAUGGUAAGAAGAUGAAAAUGAUGAAGGACUCAAAAUAUUCCAAGUCAUCUAAAGUACCUCCUGGCUCUGGUGGAGGGCUGAAGUGGACUACCUUGGAGCAUAAUGGUGUUAUUUUUCCUCCGCCAUACAAUCCUCAUGGGAUUAAAAUGCUCUACAAUGGUCAGCCAGUUGAUUUGACUCCUGAGCAAGAGGAGGUUGCAACAAUGUUUGCGGUCAUGAAGGACACAGAUUAUGCCGCAAAGCCUAAAUUCAUUGAGAACUUCAUGAAUGAUUGGAGGCAAAUACUUGGCAAAAAUCAUGUCAUUAAAAAGUUUGAGCUUUGCGAUUUCACUCCUAUCUAUGAGUGGCAUCUAAGGGAAAAGGAAAAGAAAAAACAGAUGAGUUCAGAGGAAAAGAAGCAGCUAAAAGAAGAAAAGAUGAAGCAAGAAGAGAAAUAUAUGUGGGCUGUUGUUGAUGGAGUAAAAGAGAAGGUUGGAAAUUUUAGGGUGGAACCACCAGGAUUAUUCCGCGGUCGUGGAGAACACCCGAAGAUGGGAAAAUUGAAAAGGCGCAUUAGACCAAGAGACAUUACAAUUAACAUUGGCAAAGGUUCCCCAAUUCCAGAGUGUCCUAUAGCUGGUGAAAGGUGGAAAGAGGUAAAGCAUGAUAAUACUGUCACCUGGCUUGCUUAUUGGAGUGAUCCAAUCAAUUCAAAAGAGUGCAAAUAUGUUUUUCUGGCUGCUAGCAGCGCUUUGAAGGGUCAAAGUGACAAAGAGAAGUAUGAAAAGGCAAGAAUGUUGAAGAAAUACAUACAAAACAUUCGUGCAAACUAUACGAAAGAUUUUAACAGUAAAGACGCUACAAAGAGACAGAUUGCUGUAGCCACUUAUCUUAUUGAUAAGCUAGCACUAAGGGCGGGCAAUGAGAAGGAUGAUGAUGAGGCUGAUACUGUUGGUUGCUGCACUUUGAAAGUGGAGAAUGUUACACUACUUCCACCAAACAAGUUGCAGUUUGACUUUCUCGGUAAAGAUUCUAUUAGAUAUUUCAAUACUGUGGAAGUUGAGUUGCCUGUCUACAAAGCAAUUGGAGAGUUCCAAUCUGCGAAAAAGACUGAUGGAAGGAAGAAAGCUGAAGGAGAUGAUCUUUUCGAUUUGUUAGAUACAAGUAAACUCAAUGCUCACCUGAAGGAACUCAUGCCCGGCCUUACUGCUAAAGUUUUCCGUACAUAUAAUGCUUCCAUUACAUUGGAUGAUAUGUUGAGUAAAGAAACCAAGGAUGGAAAUGUACUAGAAAAGGUUGCAGUAUAUCAGAUAGCUAACAAAGAGGUCGCUAUAAUCUGCAAUCAUCAACGAAGUGUUUCAAAGUCUCAUGAUGCCCAGAUGUCGAGAUUAGAUGAAAAGAUAAAUGAGCUGAAGGUCCAAAGGAAGGAGCUCGAGGUUGAUUUGGGUAAAGCAAAAAGAGGGAAGCCUUUGGGGAAGGAUUCAGAUGGAAAAUUGAAAAAGAAUGUGGCCCCUGAGCUAUUGGAGAAGAGGAUUGUUCAGAUCGAUCAUAAAAUAGAGAAAAUGGAAUUGAGUAAGAAGACCAAGGAGGAUCUUAAGACCGUUGCUCUAGGCACUUCUAAGAUUAAUUACCUUGAUCCUAGGAUAUCUGUUGCAUGGUGUAAGCGUAAUGAAGUUCCCAUUGAGAAGAUAUUCAACAAGUCGCUUCUUGCAAAAUUUGCAUGGGCAAUGGAUGUCGAUCCGGAAUUCAGAUUUUAGGCAAUUCAUGGCAGUGUCGUUGUGGAAAGAAGCAGCAGCAUCUGUGAUUACGGCAGUGCUUUGGUUUCCAUUGUUUAAUUCUUAUGUUCGGAAGCCGGUUAAGAGAAAAGAGCAAUUUCUUUUAAGUUGUAAUCACAUUCAUGCAGUUUUUUUUUUUUUCCUUCUCUUUCUUAUUUGUUUUUUUAACUUAGUGGGAAAUGGACUUUAAUUAUAGCAGAGGUGGAACACUUGAGAUAAGUAUUUUUUACAUAAUUUGUGGCUUUUUUUAUUCUGUU